Molecule: messenger RNA, 579 nt
Organism: Eimeria acervulina
Lineage: Eukaryota; Apicomplexa; Conoidasida; Eucoccidiorida; Eimeriidae
Exons: 3
Coding region: 1-579 (192 amino acids)
Source: RefSeq, a predicted model, not a curated record
AUGGGGAGAUUUCAGAGACUGCCUGGCAUUGGCCCGGUAGUCCGACAUGUGGUGAUGGCCUUGCUCCUGCUACACCUGCUUUUCCUUGGGGAUGUUUCAAUUACCAUUGUUGCAGCAGGAGGCACGAGUUCCCCAGGAGUAACGGCAGUGGGCGGAGAUGCGCGUGCUGAUAAACCGGCUGUGCAGGAUGGCAUUGCUCUGACUGGCGGGACGGGGGCUAAGUCUCAGUCCGCAACUGCUAGCGGCGGUGCCGUCUCGGCUGAAGAGCGUGAGAAGGAGAAUUUGGAACUGCUUCGCACCCUAAUGGUUGAAGCAGAUGUAACUGAGUCGGAGAAAUUGUCCGACACCCAAUAUUUUUUGGGACCUAUGGUCAAGAAAAUCAAGCGACACUUCCUGAUAGACUUCUGUGCAAUGGUGCUGUUGUUUGUUGGAGUUGGGGAAACCCCUCUGGGGGCUGAGUGCCUCGUUAUGGCAUGCGUAGUUGAAAUGACGCUUGAAAUGUCGGGGCCAAAGCUGGAAACCAACGCUGCUUCCAAAUCCAGGCCUCUCCUCCAGGCGUUGCUUUUUCGCUUGUGCUGA